Molecule: messenger RNA, 3064 nt
Organism: Doryrhamphus excisus (bluestripe pipefish)
Lineage: Eukaryota; Metazoa; Chordata; Actinopteri; Syngnathiformes; Syngnathidae
Gene: acp5a
Product: acid phosphatase 5a, tartrate resistant
Biological process (GO): bone resorption
Molecular function (GO): acid phosphatase activity
Source: RefSeq, a predicted model, not a curated record
UGGUUAUCACGUGUCAAGAUAAGACAGGAAAACAAGGAAGGCGUGUUGCUCGAUGGCAGGGUAGAGGAGGAAGUGUAGGCGUGCACAGUCAGCAUGCAAAUCUUUGGCCCGUCACGCAUUUCUUAACUCUUCCUGUUUUGCUUGCGCUCACUUUGGUUGUUUUGUCUUGAGCGUUGCGGUUAAGGCAGCCGCUCGCUGAUCAUCUGAUUUGUUUGAUUUAUGAAGAUGGCGCUGAUUGGGGUUGCUAUUUUGUUUGCUGCCAUUCCUGUGAGCUACUGCUAUCCUUACGUCUUCCAAGACCUGGAUGGAGGCCGCACCAACAGAACCUCCAUUAAGUUCCUUGCUUUAGGAGACUGGGGUGGUGUGCCUUACCCCCCCUACAUGACUGCAGUGCAGAAGUCUACCGCUCGCGAGAUGAGUAAGAUAGCGGAGCAGAUGGGAACGGACUUUGUUCUAGCCCUUGGUGAUAAUUUCUACUUCAAAGGUGUGGACAGCGUGGACUCCCCCAGAUUUAAGGACACGUUUGAGGCCGUGUACACGGGCAAGCCUCUCAACGUGCCCUGGUUUGUACUAGCUGGCAACCACGACCAUGCAGGGAACGUCAAGGCCCAGAUUGAGUACUCCAAGAAGUCUGCAAGAUGGAAUUUUCCUUCCUACUACUAUGAACUGGACUUCCGCAUCCCCAACACGGACAAACUGCUGACCAUCAUUAUGCUGGACACGGUGAUGCUAUGCGGGAACUCUCUCGACUUUGCGGAUGAGAAGCCCAGAGGCCCCGUCCGUGCGGUGGACGCCAACCGUCAGGUGACGUGGCUGCAGGAGAGGCUGGCUCGGUCUAAAGCCGACUUCCUCCUGGUGGCCGGUCACUACCCUGUGUGGUCGGUGUCCGAACACGGGCCCACUGAGUGUCUCCAGCAGAGGGUUCGCCCCCUCCUUCUUAAACACAACGCCACCGCCUACUUCUGUGGCCAUGACCACAAUCUGCAGUACAUCGAGGAGUCAGGAGUGGGCUACGUAGUUAGCGGCGCUGGAAACUUCCUGGAUCCAGAUGUCCGACACUGGAACAAAGUACCCAAAGGUUCUGUGAAGUUCUUCACUGGACAAGCUUCGACUCUGGGAGGUUUUGUGCAUGCAGAAGUCACCAAGAGCAAAAUGAUCCUCACCUUCUACCAGGCUAAAGGCACUUCUCUCUAUCGCACGGUGCUCUCGAAAAGGAAUAUUAACUAGACUCUUUUUUUUUUAUGCCUGAUAAAGCUUAAGCUUUUUGCCGAAAUGUGGCAUUAAUAUAUUUUUUAACUGUUUUUUAGUUGUGUAGUGGAAACAAAUAAACAUUAGGUUUAAAGAUCAAGGAAAUCAAUCUGAAAUUUAAAAUUCUGAUUUUAAUUUCUUUGACAUUUGACUGAAUUUUAUAGCACGGUGAAAUUAUGACUCAGGUGAGGUUUGUACAGUGGAUGCCUUGUAUGCAGUUAGGUCAAAAACAAAACAAAAACAGACUCAAUCUAGCAACUGCUUUAAAUUAUUUGCAAAAGGAAAAAAAUAAAGGGUAUUUAUGUGAUUUUUUUGUGAGCAUUACAUCACUUUAAUCACAAGGGUUGUAGUGUAAUGUAAAAACAUUCUCUAAUGAGCAGGAAAGGCUAUCAGUUCUUUCCCACUUAAUGUACUGUAUAUACUGUACACGAUGUUAAAUAAAAUAAAUCUGUUUGAGGUCACAUUGUCAAAGUACAAUAAUGAAUAAGCGUUCUUUUUUUAGUAAGCCCUACGCUGUUUUGCACCUACAGAUUUAAUGGGAAUGAGUAGUUUGUCCAUUUACCGUAACUUAUAUUUAUUGGUUCCAGAAACGACCGUAAGUGAAUUUCUGCUAAGUAUAGUUUCUUGUUUCUAAAUGUAAUAUUUUCAUAGAGCUGUUUAGGGCCUUCUUAAAAAUGCUUUUUUUAACAUUACAAAAGUCCUCUAAACAUUAAAUAACACACCCUUGUCGUCACCUGUGCACUUGUAUUACCCGAUAAAUUAGCCAUUAGCCAUUAGCCAUUAGCCAAAACCGCUACAGUGCUAACAUUUUAACUACACAACAUGCUAGGUUAGCCUUUUUGCUGGACAAAAACAGAAUUGAACUUACUCUUUCCAUGUCUGUUGCUGUCUGACAAGUAGUUGGCGGAGCUUCAUUUUUUAUUUUAAGAUGUGCGGAGAAACCUUUAUUUUAAUUUUUUUAAAAAGGGAGGAAUAUCGACUAAAACAUUUGACCCAUUACCCAAGUUGUCACGUGUAACGUGCAAUUCUCUAACAAAACGCUAGGGGACAGUGUUUUCUUUAAAGUGUGAAAGUGAGCAACCACAUGUUUCCUGUAUAUAUAAUAAUAAUAGCAACCAGGGACACAAAUUGAAUAGGACUGUCAUUUCCGGAUUCACUUCCGUAUUCUUUUUAUUAUUAUUAUUAUUAUUAUUAAAGACAUGACAUGGCAGCAAAAUCAACACACCAACUUUACAAUUGUGUGGAAAAAUGUUUGCCUCCUUCCAUCUUUUAUUUUUGCAUGUUUGUCACAAUUAAAUGUUUCAGAUUAUCAAAUAUAAAUAUUAGUCCAUGACUACACAAUUGAACACAAAAUGUGGUUUUUAAAUGGAAGUUUUUAUUAAAACUCCAAACUUACAUGUCCUUUUGUGAAACCCCCCUAAACUAAUAAUUGGUUGGCCAUGCUUGGCAGUAACAACUGCAAUCAAGCAUUUGCAUAACUUGCAAUUAGUAUGAAUGGUUGUUUGUCUAUAUGUGCCCUGCUAUUGGAUCAGUUGCAUUUCUGCAACCCGAGUGAGCAUAAGCGGCAUAGAAAAUUAAGAGAUGGAUGGUUAGGCCACCCUUAGCAGCAACAACUGCAAUCAAGCAUUUGCGAUAACUUGCAAUGAGUCUCAAACAGCGCUGUGGAGGAAUUUGUGCUUACUUAUCUUUGCGGAAAAACUAUAAAACGUGUUUUGUGUUCACAUUUUUGUCUUUCUAGAACAGAUGAAUUAGAUAUAUAUUACUUUAGAUGAGACAAAUUGAUUUGGUUGGAGUCUGACGUUUUUAUGACGAAUAA